Molecule: messenger RNA, 144 nt
Organism: Entrophospora candida
Lineage: Eukaryota; Fungi; Glomeromycota; Glomeromycetes; Entrophosporales; Entrophosporaceae
Source: the annotation of a GenBank genome assembly
AUGACUGAUUUGGACUCAGUUGCUUUGGCAACACCAGUGUGUAUAGUGAUCCCAGCCAACAGAGAAUUAGAGACUUAUAUGGAGCCGAGUAAUUCCAAAAAGGCAGAUGUGACGAUAGAUCAUAUGUUGGCAAUAGUUCCUUAA